GGAAAAUCAUAAUACAUCUUUGGGUAUAAGAAUGGCUCGCCCUAUAUUUACAGUGCUGUAUUGCUAUAUAUCACAUAUUUCUUUUCUAGCUAUUCAUGCAUCGAUCACAUACAGGGAACUGGAGAUCACCGGAGCACGCAAUUUGAGUUUGCGUCUCUUUCAAGGGGAUGGAUAGUGUCCUUCCAUAUGAAUUGGAUGCAAGGUCGGACGCAAGAUGGAGUAGAUUAUAACCGAGGCUAGUCUCUCCCCCGCCUUCCCACGGUCGGUCUUUCGCUCAUUUACUAUAUAUUCGGGGAUUCGUUCCUGAGAUGGUGGACUUUUCUCGCCGACUCUAUCUCCUCGUCCCCUGACUAUUGAGCACAAGAGUAUAUCAUCCGAGAUGACCCUCAACCAGUUUCUACAGACCGACCGUGAGACAUAUUCCUAUGUCUUCAUGAAGAAUGUCGACAUUCCCUUGAAAACCUCUGGCAAAGGAGUCCUCCGCGCCAACGUCUUUCUCCCCAAAGACGCCGCCCCAUUCGGCUCGCAAACCUACCCGGUGAUCGCUACCUAUGGUCCCUAUGGCAAAGAUGUUCCGUAUUCUGUCUUCAAUCGGAGUAGCUUUGAUGAGGUGAACCCACAGCACAAGUCCGCCCAUUCAGCAUGGGAAACCCCCGACCCAGGGUACUGGACUCAACGGGGCUACAUCGUCUUGAGAGUAGACGAGAGAGGAACUGGGCAAAGUCCAGGGCACUUAGACGUCCUGUCCCGUGGAACCAGUGAGACCUUCUUUGACGUGAUCGAGUGGGCUGCUGAGCAGGAAUGGUCGACCGGCAAGGUCGGCCUGCUGGGGGUCAGCUACUACGCCGCUACGCAGUGGAGCGUGGCAGCUCGCAGACCCAAGGGGCUCGCCGCGAUCGUUCCUUGGGAGGGCUUCAGUGACUAUAACCGAGAGGCUGUUCGUCAUGGUGGCAUCCUCGCGGACCAAUUUAUAGGGAUAUGGUGGUCUCGCCAAGUACUAACCAACCAAUAUGGCACCCCCGGUCGCUGGGGUGAUCCAACUCUCGAAGGGGACCUGGAUUCGGAGACCCGGGCCCAAAACCUGGCUGGCUUGACCGACAACACCGUCCAGUAUCCGUUCGCGGACGAUGAGCAAAACAAGUCUCGAGUGUUUGCUGUUGAGGAUGUCGAAGUCCCCCUUCUCAGUGUGGCCAACUGGGGUGGUAUUUUGCUGCACUUGCGUGGUAAUGUGGUCGGAUGGAUGCGAGCGUCUUCUCGAUACAAGUCUCUACGCUUCGUCGUCGGCCGACAUGACUUACCCUUCUACUGGGAGCAAUCGGCGGAGCUGCAACGGUCGUUUCUGGAUUGCUUCUUGAGAGAUGACGACCAUGCGGGCUGGAAAACCAAUCAGCCCCGGGUCUAUCUCACUCUGCGGAACAAGGAUUGCCAUCUCAGGAAUGAGUUGGAUCAGCCGGGUCGCCCCGAGGCGGAUUGGCCUAUCCCCGACACCCAGUAUACCAAGUUUUUCCUUACGCCGAAGCGUACUCUAUAUACCGUAGCCGCCCAGACGACGGACACAUGCACCUACGAUGCGCUCCAUGGGGACCCUAUCCAAUUCCAUUAUACGCCCAGUUCUCCCAUUGAGAUUACGGGGCAUAUCGUUGUGCACUUAACCAUUUCCGCCUCUCGACAAAACCCUGACAAUGCACCCCCUUCUGAUAUAGAUAUCUUCGCCACCCUGCGCAAGCUGGAUAAGGAGGGAAACGAAGUGUUCUACACAGGGACCGUCGGCGAUCCGGCUCCCGUUGUCAAGGGGUGGCUGCGUGUUUCACACCGCAAGGUGGACGAGACACAUCCUUUGCACCGCCCUUACCUGCCAUAUCGCAGCUACUCCCGUGCUGAUGUGCUGCCGGUGGUAGAGGAUGAUAAGUAUGCAGUUGACGUGGAAAUGUGGCCGACAAACACGGUACUGGAAGCCGGAGAAUCACUCGUACUGGAGAUUGCGGGUCACGACACGCAGGGUGUGGGCUUGUUUUCGCAUCAGCAUCCAGAGGACCGCGCCCCAAGCAAGCUUGCAGGCCUGAAUCACGUAGAGGUGGGUAGGGAUAGUAGCUGGAUUUUGCUGCCUGUUAUCCCAGCGCGGAACUAGCAUCGGAGAAUAAAUGUUGUUAUCAGCCCUCUGCAUAGACGGCCAUAUCCAUCACCGGGCUAGCACUGGGAUGAAAUAUUCAGAACAUAAUUGGGGAACAGUGAUCCUGUCGCAUACAGAGACAACUUCGUCCAUCCUCCUAUGGGUUCUCAGACCCUAUUUACUUUAUAGCAGACCUCCUUA
Molecule: messenger RNA, 2311 nt
Organism: Aspergillus vadensis CBS 113365
Lineage: Eukaryota; Fungi; Ascomycota; Eurotiomycetes; Eurotiales; Aspergillaceae
Product: X-Pro dipeptidyl-peptidase protein
Exons: 5
Coding region: 380-2128 (582 amino acids)
Molecular function (GO): dipeptidyl-peptidase activity
Source: RefSeq, a predicted model, not a curated record